GUAAUGACGCAGAGCCGAAUCUUCGGAAAGGCAAAACUUCAGACUAGAGGUCUACGGCAAACUGAAUACCGUUAAAAAACAAGCCCACGGGCAUACAUUAUAUACUUUGUGGUGCUGCCGGCUCCCUCCACCACCUUUCGGCAUCUCCGUCACCUUCACGUCAACGAUAUAUACACCAAUACACCUCGGAUCGGGACAAUAACCUAACAAUUCCUCCUCACCUCCAUAUAUCGACUUCUCACCUUUUCACGGCGGCAUUUAAUAGAUUUUCUUUCGUCGCAUUGCAAUCCCUUUCUGCUUUUCAGCCCUCUUCACCGGUUCCUCCGCCGCCGGCGAUGCGCUCAUUUUCCAGGUGAGGUUUUGAGCUUUGAGCGUCAGAAAUGGCUACCCUUGAAGACAUUUGUUAUUCGGCAGCUAUCAAUCUCCUAUCCGCAAUUGCCUUUCUCUUCGCAUUUGCGAUGCUAAGGCUUCAGCCGGUGAACGACAGAGUAUACUUCCCUAAAUGGUAUCUCAAAGGGAUACGAGGGAGCCCAACACACCAUGGGGGGUUUAUGAAGAAGUUUGUGAAUCUGGAUCCUAGAACCUACAUAAGGUUUUUGAACUGGAUGCCUGCAGCAUUGCGGAUGCCAGAACCUGAACUUAUUGAGCACGCUGGACUUGACUCUGUAGUCUAUAUACGGAUUUACCUUAUGGGGUUGAAAAUAUUUGUUCCUAUAACAUUUCUCGCUUGGGCUGUGUUGGUCCCAGUCAAUUGGACUGGUGGAACACUGGAUAAGAUAAAAGAUUUGACAUUCAGUGAUAUCGACAAGUUGUCAAUAUCAAACAUCCCAGAAAACUCUAUAAGGUUCUGGGCCCAUGCGUCAAUGUCAUAUGUCUUCACGUUUUGGACAUUUUUUGUGAUCUACCAUGAGUACAAAGAAGUAGCGAACAUGCGCCUGCAGUUUUUGGCUGCAGAAAGUCGUCGUGCCGACCACUUCACCGUUCUUGUGAGAAAUGUUCCUGCAGAUCCAGAUGAAUCAGUGACAGAUCACGUCGAGCACUUUUUUUGUGUUAAUCAUCCCGAACACUAUCUCCUUCACCAGGUGGUAUACAAUGCGAACAAGCUUGCAGAUGUGGUUGAGGCGAAGAAGGCGAUGAGGAAUCGGUUAACCUAUUAUCAGAACAAAUACGAUAGAAACCCUUCUACAAGGCCAACCACAAAGUAGACAGGCCUGUGGGGUAUGAUAGGGAGCACAGUGGACGCAAUUGAGUACUAUGAAUCUGAGAUUGAUAAGUUGAUCAAAGAGGAAGAGUUGGAAAGGGAAAAGGUUCUAAGUGAUGCUAAUGCCGUUAUUCCAGCAGCAUUUGUAUCUUUCAAAUCUCGAUGGGCGGCUGCGGUUUGUGCACAAACUCAGCAAUCGAGCAACCCAACAAUGUGGUUGACUGAGAGAGCUCCUGAGCCACGUGAUGUAUACUGGAGUAACCUUGCCAUACCAUAUGUGGAGCAUACUAUUCGAAGGUUUCUCAUGGCGGUUGCUCUCUUCUUCUUGAUCUUCUUCUUUGUCAUUCCUAUAGCGUUUGUCCAGUCUUUGGCCACCAUCGAGGGGAUUGAAAAGGUUUUCCCUUUCUUGAAGCAUCUUAUAGAAGCGGAUUCCAUCAAAUCCAUAGUCCAAGGAUUUCUUCCGGGAAUCGCUCUGAAAAUAUUUCUCAUCAUACUUCCGACGAUCCUCAUGUUGAUGGCCAAAAUAGAAGGAUUCCACUCACUGUCAUCUUUGGAUAGGCGAGCAGCUUCAAAGUAUCACUUGUUCCUUCUCGUCAACGUCUUCCUUGGUAGCAUCAUUACAGGGACGGCAUUGGAGCAGCUGAAAACAUUCAUGAAACAGUCUGCUUCGGAAAUCCCUCAAACAAUUGGUGUGUCGAUUCCAAUGAGAGCCACUUUCUUCAUCACUUACAUAAUGGUGGAUGGUUGGUCGGGAAUAGCAGCUGAGGUCCUGAGGUUGGUGCCAUUGAUCAUCUUUCACUUGAAGAACACGUUUUUGGUGAAGACCGAGCAAGAUAGAGAGCAAGCAAUGGACCCUGGUUGCAUAAGCUUCCCCAUAUCGGAGCCUCGAAUACAGCUUUAUUUCAUGCUUGGUUUUGUUUAUGCCGCAGUCACACCCUUAUUGCUCCCUUUCAUCCUCGUCUUCUUCGCCUUCGCCUAUGUCAUAUUCCGCCAUCAGAUCAUCAAUGUGUAUGACCAAAAAUACGAAAGUGGAGCAGCUUACUGGCCAGAUGUGCAUCGGCGCUUGAUCAUCGGUCAACUGAUAGCUCAGAUGCUCCUAAUAGGUCUGCUGAGCACAAAGGGAGCCGAGGAACUGACACCUUUUCUCAUCCCUCUCCCUGUUUUGACAAUUUGGUUCCACAAGCUCUGCAAAGGCCGCUUCGAAUCCGCCUUUGUGAAGUUCCCAUUACAGGAAGCUAUGGUGAGGGAUACGCUGGAACGAGCUACCGAACCAAACCUGAAUUUGAGAACAUACCUUCAUGAUGCCUACAUUCAUCCGAUUUUCAAGCAUGACCCGUCUGAAAAAACAGAGACGAUGAUCUAUGACGAUGAGGAAGACAAUCCGCUUGUUGCUACUAAGCGAAGCAGUAAGUUCGUGUCGGAUGUCAGUUCUGGGUCUGGUUCCUGAUAUUAGAAAGAAAAGAGCAAAGGAAUGAAUGAUCUUUUUUCGUAUUCAUUUAUACUUUUUUUCAUUUUUAUACACAUAUUCAUUCUUUACAUGAACUGAAUAAGGGCCAAGAUUAAUACCACACAACUGUCACAGCAUAUGCUGAUACCGAAAUGCUGUUGUAGCCACCCCUGGGAUAAUGGACAUUAGUGAGUUACUACUAGCUCAAACUUAGGCCUAAUACUCGGCCAGUUGGUUGCGGGAACUCAUCCUCGACCUUGCUCUGUGACCCUCCUCCAACACUACUCCGAGAUCGCCGAGCCCGGAUCCACGAUUGAUGAAUACUAAUGCAUUGUAAUAGGAUGUGUAAUGCAACUUGUUGAGUCACAUACUUGCUUUAGUCGGUCUCAUUUCUAAUGUCAUGAUAUUGUGUCAUGUCUCAGUUUUUUUGGUUUUCACCGGGUUAUACCUGGUAACUUUUACCCAAACACUAGCAACUAGAAUCCGAAUCGGCCAUUUUCGGUCGUAAUCGAGACGGUUUAAACUGUGCGGUAUAAUGUUUGACGACAAAUUGUAACUAGAUUUCCGGCCCUGGCCGAUGCCAGAUAUGGUGUUAUCACCCUGCUAAUAUUAUUUACAAAGUCGAU
Messenger RNA from Linum tenue, 3274 nucleotides. The record is from the annotation of a GenBank genome assembly. Lineage: Eukaryota; Viridiplantae; Streptophyta; Magnoliopsida; Malpighiales; Linaceae.